This is a messenger RNA of Mycena indigotica, 1767 nucleotides long. RefSeq names its product ABC1-domain-containing protein. Gene Ontology annotation, biological process: mitochondrion organization; lipid homeostasis. The transcript has 13 exons. Bases 1 to 1767 code for a protein of 588 amino acids. The record is from RefSeq and is a predicted model, not a curated record. Gene Ontology annotation, cellular component: mitochondrial inner membrane. NCBI's taxonomy places the organism in Eukaryota, Fungi, Basidiomycota, Agaricomycetes, Agaricales, Mycenaceae.
AUGCCCUUUCUGCGCGCUCGGCCGCGGCCAAUCCUCACUUUCCUUUCGGCGCGUCAGCAAAGACCACGAAACCCAUGGAUACUCUAUUCCGCUGUCCUUCUGGGACUCGGAACAGUGUCGUGGAUUGGCUAUAAGCCGCUUCGCCACGCAGCGCUCGCCAGCCUGCGUUGUUCCAGAGUCGUAUCGUCAGCAAUACUUGGGGUCAUAGAUUACAAAAUGACAUUCGCCUCUGUUGCUGGAGCCUCUGAAGAACAGAGACUCGAGGCAGUCUCCAAGUGUCAUACAAGAUCGGCAGAACGCGUUUUGAGGGCUUUACUGGCCAAUGGGGGCAUAUUCAUCAAGCUUGGACAACAUAUGGGCUCUCUGCUUGUUCUACCCAGAGAGUGGACAUCCGCAAUGCGGCCACUGCAAGAUAAAUGUGAUCCAACUCCUUUCGCCGAUAUUGAAGCACUAUUUAGGCAAGAUAUGGGCAUUCCGCUUUGUGAUCUCUUCGAGGUCGAUCCAACACCAAUUGGAGUCGCUUCGUUAGCACAAGUACAUGUAGGGCGAGACCGAAUGACUGGGGAACGAGUGGCCAUCAAGAUUCAGCAUCCCCAUCUUGCUGAAUUCUGCGACAUUGACAUAGCUGUGGUGGAUUCCUCUCUUGGAUGGAUAAAGUUUUGGUUCCCAGAGUUUGAAUUCACCUGGCUUGCGGAGGAGAUGAAGACGAACCUGCCUCUUGAGAUGAACUUUGUUCACGAGGCUGCCAAUUCCAAGAGGGCGAAGAAGGAUUUUGAGAAUGUCAAAUGCAGUCUCUACAUUCCUGAGGUUCUUUCUUCUACACCGCGGGUUCUCGUGAUGGAAUUCAUUGAAGGCGGUCGCGUCGACGAUCUAACCUACCUCAAAAAAGCGGGUAUAGACCGUAACCAAGUUGCCCUCGAACUCGCUGCUAUCUUCAAUCAAAUGGUACUCUUGAAUGGCUGGUUCCAUGCUGAUCCUCAUCCGGGAAAUCUUCUGAUUAGAUCAGCUCCUCCCCACUCGAAAUCAACAAAAAACUUCGAGAUCGUCCUGUUAGACCACGGCCAAUACUUUGAUCUUGAUCCCCAGCUACGAAUAAACUACUCCAAACUGUGGCUUUCUCUGAUCGCACCUGCAAGUCCUUCGACGCGAGAAGACCGGAAGAAGUAUGCGCAACUGGUUGGAAAUAUUGGGCCUGACCUGUAUCCUGUCUUCGAAGCUGCCUUGACUGGACGUGCAGCAUUGGAAGGCUCGUGGGAGGGACCAGAACGACCUGAAGCAUUUAGACGAGGCUCAGGCCUAAUGAAUAUGACACCUCAAUCUGAGCAAGAGAAGGAGGCAAUUCGAGAUGCUGUUAUGUCGCAAGACGGCGUCUUGAUGUCGGUGUUCGAUGUUCUCCGUCGAGUGCCGCGAAGAAUCCUUAUGAUUUUGAAACUGAAUGAUCUUACGCGCAGCUUAGAUCAUGCCCUAAUGACAACUCAUUCCAAUAUCCGCAUUUUCUUGGUCUCUGCUCGAUAUUGUACAACGGCAGUAUGGCAGGACGAUAGAAGACAUUUGAUCGAGCAGAUGAACAACGGGGGCUUUACCUUCGGUAUCCUGUGGCAAUACCUACGUUGCUGGUGGGCCUACCGAAAAGCUCUCCACGAGCUGUCAUUUAUCGAAUCCGUACUGGAUUUCCAAGCGCUGCUGGUCAAAACACAAGCCUGGUCAAAAGGGUUAUUCACAAGAGGUUUACGCGGAGCUUCAGAUGCAGCAGCUGGCCUUGGAUAG